AGGAGACGGGCGUCUCCGGCCUCUACUGCCUCGGCGACGCCUCCACCUCCGGCUUCGAGCUGACGCCCGUCGCGAUUGCCGCCGGCCGGCGCCUCGCCGACCGCAUCUUUGGCGGCGCGGCCGACGCAAAGUUCGAGUAUGCAAACAUCGCGACGGCGGACCCCCUCGCCUCGCGGGACGGCGGCAGAGGGCCCGCCCUCGCCACACGCCCCCCGCUGCCGCGCGCAGGCGCGCGCGAGGCGUACGGCGACGCGAACGUCAAGGCGUACAAGUCGGUCUUCAAGCCGAUGCACUUUGCGCUGUGCGAGGAGGAGGCCAAGAAGCCGAUGGCGAUGAAGCUCGUCUGCGCCGGCGAGGAGGAGCGCGUCGUCGGCCUCCACGUGAUCGGCAUCGCGGCGGACGAGAUGCUGCAGGGCUUUGCCGUGGCCGUCAAGAUGGGCGCCACCAAGGCGGACUUUGACCACGCCUGCGCCAUCCACCCGACGGCCGCGGAGGAGUUUGUGACGAUGGGGCCGUGGGGCGCCAAGCCGGAUGGGCAGGGCGGCAUCGUCCCCACGCCCGUGCCCAAGGGGAGGUGA
This is a messenger RNA of Emiliania huxleyi CCMP1516, 578 nucleotides long. Its product is annotated as glutathione reductase. The transcript has 4 exons. Gene Ontology annotation, molecular function: glutathione-disulfide reductase (NADPH) activity; flavin adenine dinucleotide binding. Gene Ontology annotation, biological process: glutathione metabolic process; cell redox homeostasis; cellular response to oxidative stress. The record is from RefSeq and is a predicted model, not a curated record. Gene Ontology annotation, cellular component: cytosol. The annotation marks the transcript as partial. NCBI's taxonomy places the organism in Eukaryota, Haptophyta, Isochrysidales, Noelaerhabdaceae.